Molecule: messenger RNA, 4317 nt
Organism: Pungitius pungitius (ninespine stickleback)
Lineage: Eukaryota; Metazoa; Chordata; Actinopteri; Perciformes; Gasterosteidae
Gene: calcrla
Product: calcitonin receptor-like a
Exons: 13
Coding region: 228-1664 (478 amino acids)
Biological process (GO): cell surface receptor signaling pathway; angiogenesis; adenylate cyclase-activating G protein-coupled receptor signaling pathway
Cellular component (GO): plasma membrane
Molecular function (GO): adrenomedullin receptor activity; calcitonin receptor activity; calcitonin gene-related peptide receptor activity
Source: RefSeq, a predicted model, not a curated record
GGGCGGCGCUCAUUGAGCCCCGCGGGUCCGCAGCGUUUGGUGCUCUGCGUCGGAGACAGAAGACACAAGUCCCGGAGAGACAGAGAGACACACAGACACAGAGACACACAGAGACAGAGACAGAGAGGGACAGAGACAGACAGAGAGACCUCCAACAACCUCGAACAUCCUGCGCUGCUCUUGGAUUUGGUUUCAAUCCUCCGAUCUGCAGCGGUUAAAUCCUCAACAUGGCCGAAUGGAAGAUGGAAAACAUCGUGAGGAGUGCGAUGGUGGUCCUCAUCGUCCUGUGUGAUAUGACAACGAUAUUUGUGAAGGCCAGCCCGGAGGCCAAUGAGACCCAGCAGCAGCAUCCAACCAACGUCUACCAUGACAUAGGAACCACCAGGAACAAGAUAGUCACGGCACAGUUUGAGUGCUAUCAAAAGAUAAUGAUGGACGAUGCCGAAGACAGACAAGAGCCCAUGUGUAAUCGCACUUGGGAUGGCUGGCUGUGUUGGGACGACACCUCGGCCGGUGUGAACUCCGAGCAGAACUGCCCCGACUACUUCCACGAUUUUGAUCCCUCAGAGAUGGUUAUGAAGAUCUGCACAGACAGCGGCCAUUGGUUCCUGCAUCCGGAGAGCAAUCGAACAUGGACCAACUACACCCGCUGCAAUGAACACACCAACGAAAGCAGAGUGACUGCGAUGAAUCUUUUCUACUUGGCUCUCAUAGGACAUGGCCUGUCACUGACCUCCCUCUUCAUCUCCCUCGGGAUAUUCUUCCAUUUCAAGAGUUUAAGUUGCCAAAGGAUCACGCUUCACAAAAACCUCUUCUUCUCCUUUGUCCUGAACUCUGUGAUCACCAUCAUUUGGUUGACAGCGGUUGCAAACAACCAGGAGCUGGUGCAGAGGAAUCCAACGAGCUGUAAAGUGUCCCAGUUCGUUCACCUGUACCUGUUUGGAUGCAAUUACUUCUGGAUGCUGUGCGAGGGCAUCUACCUGCACACCCUCAUCGUGGUGGCUGUGUUUGCUGAGAAGCAGCACCUGAUGUGGUACUACCUUCUAGGCUGGGGCUUCCCUCUCAUUCCGGCCUGCAUACAUGCCGUCGCUCGAAGUUACUACUACAACGACAACUGUUGGAUAAGCUCCAAAACGUCGCUGCUCUACAUCAUCCACGGCCCCAUCUGUGCAGCUCUUUUGGUCAACUUGUUCUUCCUACUAAACAUUGUGCGAGUGCUCAUCACCAAGCUGAAGGUGACCCACCAAGCGGAGUCCAGUCUCUACAUGAAAGCCGUGAGGGCCACCCUCAUCCUGGUGCCCCUCCUGGGGAUCCAGUACAUCCUGCUGCCCUACAAGCCGGAGGGACGCGUGUCCUUCGAGAUAUACGAGUACAUCAUGCACAUACUGAUGCAUUACCAGGGUCUGCUGGUGGCCACCAUCUUCUGCUUUUUCAACGGAGAGGUCCAAGCCGUUGUGAGGAGGCACUGGAACCAGUACCACAUGCAGUUUGGGAGCAGCGUGGGAAACCACUCGGAUGCCCUGCGCUCGGCGUCCUACACGGCGUCCUCCAUCACGGAGGUGCAGGGCUGCUACAGCAUCGACUGCCACACGGAACACAUGAACGGAAAAGGCUUCCACGACGCCGACGGCUCCAUCCUAAAGUCAGACAGCCCCUUCGCCUGACCCCCCCACCCCGUUCCCGCAGCAUGUUUGGAGCGCAGUGUCACCUCUUCCUCUUCUUGUGCGUGGUCUUCUCUCUGUGUCCCACCAACGAGGUCCUUCAGCACGGUGAGCUCCAUGCAGCUGUUCCUCGGCCGCUUUGCUUUCUGCAAUUUGACCCCGAACUGCCUCACGUGACCCAAGAUGCAUUCUGAUCAUCACAAUAGUUGUGCGUUGCGACCUCGCUCAAAUGGAUGAGUAUCAACUGCUUGCCUGUAAAACCAAGAAAUCCUUGCUCGCCCCAUUUAUUUUAUUUUUUAUUUUUUAAAUAGAAUUAGAAGAUAUCUAUUAGGCGCAUAACAUUGUAUUACUAUAUCUUUCACAUGUUGGACUUUAUUUAUCUGAACAUAUAAUUGUUUAUUGAAUGAAAAAGUAAUAAAUACCAGACAGUAUUUAUUGUUAACAUUAUACAUGUUUUAAAAACAGUUGAAUAUGACUUGUUGCCAGCUUCCUGUAAGAGUUCUAUGUAGUUCUCGUUUGUUUCAGUGUAUUAAUGCAGAUGUUUACCGACCCUGAGCUGUCUCAUGCUAAUGUUUGAGUGUGUUCAAGUGAUCCUGAGUGACCUGUGUAUCCUGUAAACCACAUGAUCGGUUGUAAUGUCACUUUUUAAACGUGUCAUUGUCACACAAAAACAUCCUUAAAUCAGAUGAGUCCAAUAUUCACUCAUUACACUUGAAUGUAACUGAACUUAGAAAACUUGGCUUUCAACUAAUACGCAUUACAUUCCCCUUCACUGUUCCCUUUAACUUUACUCCUGAGGUUUUUUAGCUAUAAAACCAACAAAUCAUUCAGCGUACAUGUUUGAAUGGUAAAGAGUAGUUUGUGUGUAUAUAUAUAUAUAUAUAUUUAUAGUGCACAAUCCCCUUAAAAGCAUUUAGGCAACAAAACUACUUGGUCAGGCUUAGCUAAAGAUCGUGGUUUGGAUUCAAACAAAUAGAGAAACAGGGUUACAAAAGUACAAAAGUCAGGUGACAAAUAAGUAAAUGUUAAAAUAAUUUGGAGGUGGCAGAACUAAGUACGGAAGUAGCAUGAUGAAUAAGUCCAGCAGCCUCCUGGCUCAUUCAUUCAUCCCAAUGGCUUACUUUUGCAAAUUGACAUUCCGUCACCUGACCUGUCUCUCAAUACAAUGCAAUCAUUUUUUUGAGAACAGCCUCACAUGCAUGUGAGCAUUGUGUUAAAAGAACGAUCUGACAAAGUGCUGAGCUGUCCUUCGAGGCAUAACAACCAAAAGACACAAAGGGAAUAAUGACGGCGUGAAGGAGAAUUCUAGCUGUGCGUUGAUGUCUCCUCUCAUGAGAGAUGUGCAGCAGACAUUCCUGAAAUGCACUUGCACCUAAUCGAUUGGCCGAUGCAGUGUGCACCCAGAUGUUGCAGGAUUUUAUUACAGCAAAUGGUGAGCCUUGGCGGGGCGAGUUGACCUCGUCGAAAUAAUAGUUUUUGUAGUGCUGAUGUCAGUCUGAGCACACGCCUUAUUCAGAGGGGAUCGUAUUAUCAGGUCUCACCAGCGCUGCAACAAAACCUUCUCUGUAGAGCAUUUAGCUGAAGUAGGCUGUGAAUAUGAACUAUUUUUGUAAAUCUAUCUUGUCUGAGAAGAGGGGAAACUGAACAUAUAAGAGUGUGUGUGCAUGCAUGAUUUAUAUAUAGAGUAUUUAUGAGAACCUUAUGCUCUGACGCAUCUCCAACCGCGAGGCGUCCGUCUUCAUGUGACAGUGUGGGAAGUUGUUUGUUCGAGCUGCACCUUUUAAAAAGGGAGCGUUGCAACAAGCUGCUCUGUCCGUGUGUCCAUCUUAUUUGUCACCAUCCUCGGUCCCUUUUCUAUUUGGCCUGUAUUUGAAAGUGAAGAAAGAACAGUAUCACUGCCUUCUGUGGGAGUUGAUUCACUUCCUGUGACACAAUUUUGUAAUUAUCUUUUGUUUUUGUCAAUAUCCUCGUCAUUGAGAGGACUGUGGUGACCUAGAGUCACACUGCAUUAGAAUCCACACACAACAGGUAAAGAUACGUCAUUGUUCUUGUUUGAUAAUAUUCGAGGCUUCAUUUCUCACUUUCUAUGCAACGGGUGUAAUUAUCAGCAUGCAGUUUAUUCUUUUUUUUAAAGUCAGAUCUGCAGGACAGUUUCUCCAUUUAAUCACAAACUUUACAAAUAAUAUUUCUGGCUUUCACAACUCUAAUUUGCAGCAAGCAAUUCAUGUACAAUGAAGCCUCCUUGACCCAAGCCAUUUGUUGUAAAGUGACGUCAACAAUUUAAUCCCAACUUCUGGCAAAUGUAUUAACUCCUUUAUGUAUUAUUUUGGCUGAGUACUAGUAUUUUAUGUGUUAUAUAAUUUCAUUUGGCUAUCAAAAGUCCCCUGUGUUAUAUGCAGCUUUUUUUUGGUGACAUUAUGUAAAGUUCAACAGAAGCAUUUUAAUGUACUGUAUUUAACUUUUGGCAGUGCUCACACGUUGACUCCUCACUGUUACACUUAUACAUGCAUAUGUAUAUAUGUAUAGGUACAAGCUGUCUUUUUUUUAUAAUUUCACUGAAUUAGACAACGUUGCUAUUAUGUGUGUAUCUGCAUACUAAUACAGUAUAGCACAGCACCCGGACUCUGCUUUGGUUUGUCUGCGUUGAGAGACUUUA